Molecule: messenger RNA, 1920 nt
Organism: Labrus mixtus (cuckoo wrasse)
Lineage: Eukaryota; Metazoa; Chordata; Actinopteri; Labriformes; Labridae
Gene: lrrc18a
Product: leucine rich repeat containing 18a
Exons: 3
Coding region: 589-1401 (270 amino acids)
Molecular function (GO): protein binding
Source: RefSeq, a predicted model, not a curated record
UUUUUUUUUUUUUUUUUGUUCAGUCAGCUUUUUGUUCAAAGACUUGAGUAAAUUGAGCAAUCCCUUUAACAGACGCUGUGAAGUUGCUCUCUAACAAGCGACUGAGUAGAAGUACUGCUCCGUCAAAACACCUCGUUUCAAAAUCCGGUGCCAGGUUUUGUUUUUGGAUGAAAUUAACCUCCAGACACAUCUUUGCAUUAACAUCUUUACAUCGACCUAAACCUGUUUAAUCCAGACUGAGAAAACAUUAAACCGCUCCUGAAAUCUCUUCCCCCUCUGUGGCCACUAACAUAGCAAUAAAGUCCUGGCGCCAAGCACCCCGGUUGCUAAGUAACACUAUUAAACAAGAGGAAGCUUGACUUUCCCUGUUUGUUGUAGGGAGGUGAGGGAAAUGUUGAUCCACACAAACUGUGCUUUCCUGACCUUCUCUCUCUUCGCUUCAUCACAUGAGACAGGAUUACAAGAGGGGACAGGCUUUGCAAUAAAUGGCCAGCUCACAGGAGAAAACGCUUGGUGUGCUUCUCUAUAGCUGAAGACGUUUACUUGAUUACAACAACUCCAGGGAAGAAGGACGAUAAAGUACAUGCCAUGCCCAAAGGAAAGGGAGCCAAAGGGACAAAGGUGACCCUCAAGAUCGCCAAAAAGGCGAUACGGAUGACCCAAGAAGGACGGCGCAGACUCACCCUCAGCAAGAUGGGAAUAAUCACUUUCCCGAAGUGUAUCCUCAAACUCACCAACGUGGACGAGUUGGAUCUCAGUCGUAACAUGAUCCGGAAACUCCCAGAUAACAUCGGGAGCUUCUCGUCACUCAGGUGGCUCAAUCUACACAGCAACAAACUGGAGUCUGUGCCCGAGUCCAUCGGAAACCUCGCCGGAUUGACCCACCUAAACAUCUCAAACAACUGCCUAACAUCGGCAGGUUUACCCUCCACUUUGGGUUCUUUGGCCGGCCUCAAGAGUCUCAAUCUGGGUUUGAACCAGCUGGACACCCUGCCCCCCUCCAUGGCAGCUCUGGACAGUCUCCAGGAGUUAGGCCUCUUUGAUAACCUCUUCACUAAGAUACCAGAGUGCUUGAAAGAGCUACAUAACCUCAAUAAGGUGAAUACUAAGAGAAAUCCUCUAUCCUAUACUCAGGCAGACAUUGGUGGGAUGUUAAAGGAAAAAUCAGAACCCAAAGAAGAAGUGUUCCUUGUCCACAAAAACAACCUGUGUGGAAAAUGCUUUAAGAAAUGUAAAGAGCAGACAGAGAUGAAAGCAGGAGGAGGGAGAAGAAGAGGAGGAAGAGGGGGAGAUGGUGACAUGUGUGAGGAAAAAAGGAAAAAUACUUAUAAAGGACUCAUGGUGCCAAACUCAGUGGCCGCAGUCAAUCAGGAUGUGUGGAGAAUAAGGAAAGUCAAUUAAAAAAAAGGAGCUGCAGGUUUCAUCUUAACCUUUAGUUGGAGCCUUGUUCAGACUUAAGACUUGUGAUCAUUUAAGAAAGACGCAGCGGUGUGAAGUGAUCAGCGGUCGACUCUAGAACAAAGGGCAUGUUACUUAUGUUGUUUAACAGCCAAUGUGCUCACAGGGGGAGUCAGCCGGACAAGUCAGAUACAAACUGUGAGCUGGUGAAUAUAGUGGAGGUUUGGAUGAAGGAAAAAGUGGAUCACCUCAUCCUUUAUUUUGGGAAAAGCCUUGUGUGUUUGACUCAAGAUGUAAAGAUAUAACAAGUAUAACAAGUUUGUUAACGGUCCAUUCACACUCACUCGCUCCUCCCCUGGUCAAGCAGCAAGGAGAAAGCAGCGGUGCUCAAAUAAGAAUGAGGUUGAAUGAGGAAAGCACCGAAACAGAAAUAAAACUUUUUUUUACCAAUUGUUUUACAACAGUUCUAUUGCACAGAUAAAAUCUGCACAACUCUUCAGUAAGCGGAUGGAUUUUGUUUGA